CAAUGUAACUUCUUAAGUACCAGAUAUUGAUCAAAGACAAGCAAAUCAAACCAUGGCAUCACAUGAUCAAGAAAGCUUCUUAAGAGCCAUGCAAAUAACGAAUUCCUCUGUUGUCGACGGGGUGCUGAUUAGCCUGAUUGAACUUAAUGUCUUUGACAUUAUGAUGCAAACAGCAGGUGUUAAUGGCUAUCUCCAUCCUGAUGAAAUUGCACUAAAACUUCCUACAAAACACCCUAAAACCUCAGAAAUGCUUGAUCGCAUGCUCCGCCUUUUGGCAAGCCACUCCAUCAUCAAAUGCAUUCAUGUAAAAAAUACUGACAAGUCUUUGCUGACUAGAUCAUAUGGCUUAACGUCUAUUUCUCGAUACUUUGUUUCUACUAAAGCUGGACCUUGUCUUGCCCCUUACCUCCAGUUGAUUCAUCACAAGGAGAUGCAGAGUUGUUGGGAAAAAGUGAAAGAUGCAGUUCUUGAAGGAGGGAAUCCAUUCGAUAAGGCUCACGAGGGGAUCUCUUUUUUUGACUAUUUAGAAAAAGAUAAACAACUCGGAGGACUUCUGAGCCAGGCAAUGGAUAAGUCUAUUUCUACCUCCAUGAGCAUACUUCUUCAAGUGUACAAUGGAUUUGAUGGAGUAAAAGAGGUGGUUGAUGUUGGGGGUGCACAUGGUGCAACUUUGAAUUGUAUUGUUUCUAUGAACCCUCGUCUCAAGGGGAUUAAUUUUGAUCUACCUCAUGUGGUUAAGCAUGCAUCUCCAUUGCCAGGUAUUGAUCAUGUGGGAGGAGACAUGUUUGAAGCUGUUCCCAAAGGAGAAGUUGUGCUGCUUCAAAGGGUACUGCAUGACUGGACCGACGAAGAAAGCGUGAAGAUAUUAAAGAAAUGUUACGAAGCUAUCCCAGAUCACGGCAAGGUGGUUAUAAUGGAGAUGAUACUGACAGAGAUGCCAGAAGAUAAUGUGAUUGCGAAGAAUACAUCUCAAGUGGAUAUACGCAUGAUGCUAUAUACCUCAGGAGGAAAAGAGAGGACUGUUCGAGAGUUCCAAAUGCUGGGAAAAGAAGCUGGAUUUGCAGGCUCUAAAUAUGCUUGUGGUGCAGAUCUAUAUGGGGUGGUUGAGUUGUUCAAGAAAAUGUGAAAUUCUUGUGCUUUAUUUGAGGAAAUAAUUGUGUUUAAGAUGCAACUUUUUUUUUUUUUUGUCACAGUGUUUAAGAUGCAACUUGGUUUCUCAUGGUUGCACUAAUAAUUUGGAGACUUGGUCUCCCGCGUGUAUUUCUGGACCAAUCAUAUGGACCUCUUUUUUAAUUAAUUGAAUAAUACUCCCUCCAUCCCAUUUUAAGUGUC
Molecule: messenger RNA, 1332 nt
Organism: Daucus carota subsp. sativus
Lineage: Eukaryota; Viridiplantae; Streptophyta; Magnoliopsida; Apiales; Apiaceae
Product: trans-anol O-methyltransferase 1
Exons: 4
Coding region: 53-1126 (357 amino acids)
Biological process (GO): methylation
Molecular function (GO): S-adenosylmethionine-dependent methyltransferase activity; protein dimerization activity; O-methyltransferase activity
Source: RefSeq, a predicted model, not a curated record